Molecule: messenger RNA, 3061 nt
Organism: Xenia sp. Carnegie-2017
Lineage: Eukaryota; Metazoa; Cnidaria; Anthozoa; Malacalcyonacea; Xeniidae
Product: SHC-transforming protein 1-like
Exons: 11
Coding region: 204-2000 (598 amino acids)
Biological process (GO): intracellular signal transduction; cell surface receptor protein tyrosine kinase signaling pathway
Cellular component (GO): plasma membrane
Molecular function (GO): receptor tyrosine kinase binding
Source: RefSeq, a predicted model, not a curated record
UUUUAUGUGGUCUUCGACGUUCGAUAUAUGGCCUGGUUUGGCCGUUUUACUUCGUUUGUAAGUUCCUGCCAUCCGAGGUUCUAUGUUUAAGGAUAUUCGAUCAAGAUUGGACGCUUCAAUAUCAAGGAACGUUUUUCUUUUUUUAUUCUGUCGAAUAUAAUUUCUGCAUGUAAAUAUGACACGAAAUCAUUAAUUUUGUUGCGAUGAAAGGCCGCCGAUUUGCGAAAGGUGUUGAAGAAUGGUCCAAAGCUGGAUCAUUCGUUCGAAAACCGGAGAAGGGUUGGCUUCAUUCUGAUCAAUCUAUUAAGGAUGGAGGAGUUUGUUAUGCUUUGAAGUAUUUGGGAUGCAUUGAAGUUCUCAAGUCCAUGCGCACUUUACAAUACGAUGUGAGGCAGCAAGUCACCAAAGAAGCACUGUAUCGAUGCUGCGAAGCCAACGGCUAUAAAUUUCAAAGAAGAAAAAAGGCAAAAAAAAAUAUUACCGAUCUCCUGGCAGAUCAUCCUCGCACAGUCCACAGUGGGACGAUUAUCAGUCUGACAGUAUCCAUUUCUGGUAUCGUGCUCACGGAGAUGUCAAGCGGUGGAACACUUGCUAAGCAUGAUAUGCAAGGGAUAUCAUUUGCUAGUGGCGGGGAAAAGGAUUGUCCUGAUAUCGUUGGUUAUGUUGCCAAGGAUGCCAAAACCAGACGAGCAUGCCAUGUAUUGGAUUGUCCUCAAAAUCUUGCGUAUGAUGUUAUCAAUACAAUUGGUCAAGCGUUCGAGUUGCGUUAUAAAAUGUUUCUUGACAAUCCUCCGGAGCUAUUGCCUGUUCCAAAAAGAUUCGAAGGAGAUAUUUUUGAUGAUGAACAACAGUCUGAAAGAUUGGAUUUUGGUGAGCCACACUACGAUGAAGCAAGGGAAGAGUCUCCGGAUGAAUUUGCGGACGUGGAUUCUGACGAGUUUGAUGACGUUCAUGAAUACGACAAUCCGACCGAGGAAAAGGUCGUCGAUCAGCGUAUUCAUGAGGACAUGCGAAAUUAUCAACGUCCGAUGUCGCAGCCUCUUGAAAUGUCUAACUACGAUACUCCUCAUUCGACCAUCGAAACGCAGUCGUUGAGAAAAACGGACAUCUCCAUGGAAUUUGCGAUCGGCACACAAUUUGACGCAGCUGCAAACCACCUGCGCCCAAGUGCGCCUUCUUAUGAUAGUCCUCUUGCGUCUGUACAUACUGUUGAUAAUCUUUCGUUUUACGAAACUCCUGGUGCGACAGUCAAUGGAACGAAAAGAAAAGAGGACAAUGGAGUUCCACCCAGUUCUAAAUGGGAAACUUUUGAUGACGAAGCGGCUUGUAAUAACGAGCCCACAGGAGCCCCAAUUCCCAUGCCUAGGAGGAUACCAUCAGAGCCUGUGCCAUCUGACAUAUCUAACCGCGCAGAUCAUGAUGCGUUGGAAUAUUCUGUACCAUUACACAAGAAACAUGAAGACCCAAGUACAAGACGCACACCGCCACCUUUACCUAAACCUUACGAAAAAAAGAAUGAAAAUAUUACAACGGAACCCCAUCCGACUAUGGAGAAUCAUCAUACUACUGGCGAGCCUCUCCGGCCAGCUCCUAAGGCUACACAUCCAGACGUGCCGUUACCACCCCUUCCGAAAGAUGUUUCUACGUCAUCGACGCAUAACGAUUUAUCUCGUCAAGAAUGGUUUCAUGGUCCCAUAACAAGACAGGAGGCUGAAAAUCUCAUGAUCAAGGAUGGUGACUUUUUGGUGCGGGAGAGCACUACGAAUCCUGGACAAUACGUUCUUACUGGUUUGCAGAAUGGUUAUCCUAAGCACUUGCUGUUGAUUGACCCAGCUGGAAAGGUACGAACGAAGCACCAUACUUUCGAUAGCGUUGAACAUCUUGUCAGCUACCAUCGUGAAAAAAAAAUUCCCAUCAUUUCGUCCGGAAGCGUUUUAUUACUACGUCAGCCUGUUAACAAAAACAGUUCCUUUUUGCCAGGCUAUGAUUUGCCAGUGUAGUAAGGAAGUAUAAUUUUUGCGAAAGAAUGAAGACUGUUUUAUGUAUGUAUAAAGUUUGAGUCUUGGUGCGCCAGAAAAAUUGCCUGCAGUUUUAAAGCUGCAGAAACAGAUAUGAAUUAAAACACUGACGCAAUUAGCUUUACUGUUCGUAAAUGCGGCUUAAUGAAGCAAUACUCAACCCGCCUCUCCAUCCCGACAUUUUCAAAAUAUGUGAAAUUUCCUAAAAUUAAAACACGAGACAGCAAUAGCUAAUUUGUGUCAGUAUUUUCAUUUAGAACUGUAAGCGUUUGCUCUGUCUCUUUUUAAGCAAUCGUGAUUUAAUAAUUUCGCACUUAACGAGUUUUUGAAUUUCAAAUUCCGUGCACAACUUUGAAGUUUUAUCACGCUUGUCUCAAACUAGCGACCAGAAUACAAAACUUCACAAAAACAACACACACAUGAACUCGAUCUAAAGUAUAUCUCACACUUCCGAAACAAAGCAUGCAAAGCACCUUAUUAACAAUUUUACUUUUGGAAACGCUUUAUGUUUGUUUUUGUAGAAUAUUUGUAGUUUUUUCUUUGGAUAAUCUUUAAAUGCCAUUUAUACUUUGCUCGAAUAUCGGGCUGCGUGGUCUAAAUUUUGAUUCCACACAUUUGACCAUCCUCAUUUUUUUUAUUUCAUCAAAUGUUGGUUUUUAAACGAAUAGUGAAUUGCAAUUCAAUAUUUAAAGUAUGUUGCUGUUAUGGGUUUUUUUUAAAUUUUCAUCCUAAUGUUUUUCGAUUCUUAUUAAAUGAACUAGUAUGGUUUACCUUCGGCAUUAGUUGACAAAAACAUGCAUGAGUUUACUAUCGCUCGGUCAGUGAUAUUGUAGCUAUAGGCUUUAAUAGGAAUAACUGUAUCUAUAAUUUCGAUUAAAUGUUUGAAAGACUGAUAUGUUAAGAAAAUACAAUGUAAAAGCUAGUCUUUUAAAGUCUGAUACUUCGAGACAACUUUUUAGUCUCAUAAUUUAAUACACAACAGAAUAUUUUUAAUAUAUAUACUUGUAGAACAAUAAAGCAGUAAAUGUUGAAGCAAUUUAAAA